AUGUCUUUCAGCGAAGGAGACGCCGCAGGAGUGAAGCAGCCCCACAAUGAUCCCUUGGUCAUAAUGCUGAAUAUAGAAGGGUUUAAUACCAAAAGAAUCCUCGUUGAUAACGGAAGCUCCGUGGACAUCAUUUACUCCCCAGCCUUCCAGCAGCUGAGAUUAGAUCCAAAAAGACUUCGGCCUUUUGACUCUCCACUCGUCAGUUUCAGCGGAGACAGGGUCUACCCUAGAGGCAUAGUGAUGUUGACGGUGACCGUAGGGACCUAUCCAGUACAAUUGACAAAACAAGUAGACUUCCUGGUGGUAUAUUAUCCCUCAUCUUACAAUGUCAUCAUUGGGAGGCCCACCCUUAACAAGUGGAAGGCGACGACGUCAACCUACUGUUUGAAGGUGAAAUUCCCGACCGAUAAUGGCAUUGGUGAAGUGAAGGGUGAUCAAGUCCUGGCAAGAGAAUGCUAUCAAGCUGUCCUAGCUGGAAAAGAGAACCACAUGUGGAUGAUUGAAGAAAAAGAGGAAGACAGGAUAGAGGCCCUAGAAACAGUGGAAUUGGUAGAAGGAAAUGCGAAUAAGACGACUAAGAUAGGGACGACGCUGAGCCCCGAGAUGAGGACAAGACUCAUAAGGUUCCUAAAAGAGAAUCUAGAUGUCUUUGCGUGGAGUCACGGGGACAUGCCGGGCAUAUCUCCAGAAGUCAUCCAACACAGGUUGAAUAUGGACUCAGAACGGAAGCCCGUCCAGCAACGACGAAGAACCUUCGCUCCAGAACGAGAUCAAGCAGUUGCAGAGGAAGUUAACAAACUCUUGACAACUGGAUUCAUCCGGGAAGUGUAUUAUCCUGAAUGGCUCGCCAAUGUUGUCCUGGUCAAGAAAGCGAACGGGAAAUGGAGGAUCCAGCAGAUUGGCAAAAACAUGGAAGUGUACGUGGACGAUAUGCUCGUCAAGAGCAAGGAAGAGCUUGCACAUCUGGACGAGUUGAAGGAAACUUUUGCAACCCUCAAAAAACACCAGAUGAGGUUGAAUCCAAGUAAGUGCGUUUUUGGGGUAGCCUCGGGGAAGUUCUUGGGAUUCAUGGUGUCCUAG
Messenger RNA from Quercus robur (English oak), 1080 nucleotides. RefSeq lists its product as uncharacterized. The coding region runs from base 1 to 1080 and encodes 359 amino acids. Lineage: Eukaryota; Viridiplantae; Streptophyta; Magnoliopsida; Fagales; Fagaceae. The record is from RefSeq and is a predicted model, not a curated record. The transcript has 2 exons.